GCAAAUCCACCACCCUGAUCAACGCGAAAGCCAGAGGGAGGAAAACUUUCGUCGUGGAAUUUUUGCACGAAUUUUCUAUCGGGUUUUCGUGGUGCUUAGGUUUUCUGAUACGAUCGUGAUAGUGACAAUCGGUUUAAUUAGGCUAGGAGAUAAGAAGGUAAAUAGCAGAAACCACCUGCUGCUGCUGCUGCUGAGUCGCCCGCAGUCGCCAGCAGUACCUGCGACGUUGCAUCCGCCUUCUAUGUGAUGGAAUUCUGAGUGUGAUCCGAUCGUUCUCCUGCACGACGCGCAGUCCCUGGAUCGGUGCAGCAUCAGAACUGCAGGUGCAACAGCAAUGCACCCGACAAAUUCGGGCUCCGUUAUCGUGACUCAGGUGGUGCUGGUACAGCAUCAGUGCAGUAUAAAAUGAAACGAAAUUGAUAGCAGCAGCACAACUUCCCAUCCACGGCCUUCGUUCGAUCGAACGUGAAUUGUCUAGCCCUGCUAUUCGUGACAGUGAAAUGUGUCCAUUGACUCAGCAUUAAAUGUUGGUUGAAAGGGUGUUUCGGUUUCCUUUCGGUUUGUGCUUUAGUUUUGGUUUAGUUUAAGCCGUGUGCGUGCUUUGCUUUUCCUUGGUUCCGCGAGUUUCCGAAGGGCAGCCGUGUAAGUGCUUUUGUUUGGUGCGCCUUCAUAUAUCGGUCAGGGGCGUUAUCGGUGAAUUACGAUGUUUACGAUUGCGUUCGAGUGGUGCACGGUGUAAGAAAGAAAACGCUGCCCAUCCCGUGUUUUGUCCGCGUGCCAUCAUUUCGUGUGUGUGUGUGAGUGCGUGACUCAUCAGGAGGACACCCGUUCCGAAAGGGUUCCGGAAGCAGCCCUAAUUCCAUACUCGCUUGAUCGUGAGGUAGAUCGUUCUGUAGGGCUUGUAGGGAGCAAGCGCGUGUGUGUGUGUGUGUGUGUGUAGACUAAUCUGUCCACGCGCGUGUGUGUGUGUGCGAGGCAUUGUGACGUGGCAGCUGAUCGUGUGCUCGAAGUGUGUAGCAGCAAGCACCGGACUCCGGUGCCGCACAACCGAGGCCGAAACAGGGGAUACCGGCGUGCGUGAGGCGGACACACAGUAUGGAAAAGUUUCCUCUCAAAGGCACGAGCAACCUUACGAUAUCAUCCGCUGCUACGAAUCAUCCGCUGAGUGCUGAUCAUACGUCUUAUCAGUCAGUUGGAAGCAAGACCGGUAAAGGUUCUCCGGCGUCCAUCGGAUCGGAACGCAUCACCACCUCCCUGACGACAGCUCCGGGCGUGCCGGUGUACGAGGCGGACGAGGACGGCAUGAUCGACAUUACGCCCGGGAAUGGUGGCCUGACCAACCCGAACUACCCCUACUCGUACGCGGCGAACGGUGGCCGACAGGAUGGGGUCGGUGCACCAAGCGGUAGUGGUGGAGGGCCUACUGCUGCCGCAGCUGCCGGUGCCUCCGCUUCCGCCGGCAAUGGUGGUGACGGGGGUGGCGGAAUAUCGUCGCCCACGCACACACGCUUCGGGCGCGAUUUUCAUCACUCCGAUCAUGAAGGUAUCUCAUUUGCCGGCAUGACGGACACAAGCGACGACAUUCCCGGCAUCGGGCAGUACGACGAUUUCCACACAAUCGACUGGCAGCGAGACAUUGCCCGGGAUCGUAUGCGACAUCGGUACAUCGUUAAAAGGCGACAGGACUCGUUCUGGGAUCUUUUAAAGGGUGCCCAUGAUGCCUGGUCCGGGUGGGUGUGUGUACUGCUGGUCGGUCUGUUUACCGGUUGCGUGGCCGGUGUGAUCGAUAUCGGUGCGAGCUGGAUGACCGAUCUGAAGUUUGGCAUCUGCCCGCAAGCGUUCUGGCUGAACCGGGAGCAGUGCUGCUGGUCGUCGAACGAAACGUCCUUCGACAGUGGCAACUGCUCGCAGUGGUACGCCUGGUCCGAGAUCUUUACCUCCUCCCGGGAAGGGUUCGGUGCGUACGUCAUAUCGUACUUCUUCUACAUCAUGUGGGCGAUGCUGUUCGCGCUGCUGGCCGCCUCGCUCGUGCGCAUGUUCGCACCGUACGCGUGCGGGUCCGGCAUACCGGAGAUCAAGACGAUACUGUCCGGGUUCAUCAUCCGCAGCUAUCUGGGCAAGUGGACGCUGAUCAUUAAAUCGGUCGGCAUCAUGCUGUCGGUGUCGGCGGGCCUGAGCCUCGGCAAGGAGGGCCCGAUGGUGCACAUCGCGAGCUGCAUCGGCAACAUACUGUCCUACCUCUUCCCGAAGUACGGUCGCAAUGAGGCGAAAAAGAGGGAAAUUCUGUCGGCCGCUGCAGCGGCAGGCGUAUCGGUCGCGUUCGGCGCACCGAUCGGUGGUGUGCUGUUCAGCCUGGAGGAGGUGUCCUACUACUUCCCGCUCAAAACGCUCUGGCGUUCGUUCUUCUGUGCGCUGAUUGCGGCGUUCAUACUGCGCUCGAUCAAUCCGUUCGGGAAUGAGCAUUCGGUGCUGUUCUACGUCGAGUACAACAAACCGUGGAUUUUCUUCGAGCUCGUACCGUUCAUCGGGUUGGGAAUUAUUGGGGGCUUCAUUGCAACCUUCUUCAUCAAGGCGAACCUUUGGUGGUGCCGAUUCCGCAAGUACAGCAAGCUGGGCCAGUACCCCGUGACGGAGGUGCUGAUCGUAACGUUCAUUACGGCCGUCAUUGCGUAUCCCAAUCCGUACACGCGCAUGAACACGAGCGAGCUUAUCUAUCUGCUCUUCAGCCAGUGUGGAAUUUCGAAUCAGGAUCCGCUAUGUGACUACAAUCGCAACUUUACCGAUGUCAAUUCGGCGAUAGAAAUAGCGGCUGCCGGACCGGGAGUUCACAAAGCCGUCUGGCUGCUCAUACUGGCGCUCGCAAUGAAGCUAGUGAUGACGAUCUUCACGUUCGGCAUGAAGGUGCCGUGCGGGUUGUUCAUUCCAUCGCUGGCGCUUGGUGCGAUCACGGGUCGUGUGGUUGGAAUUGGAAUGGAACAACUGGCAUACAACUACCCGAAAAUAUGGAUCUUCUCGGGCGAGUGUUCCACCGGCGAUGACUGCAUUACGCCCGGGCUGUACGCGAUGGUCGGUGCUGCUGCCGUGCUCGGAGGGGUCACAAGAAUGACCGUGUCCCUUGUGGUUAUAAUGUUCGAGCUAACCGGUGGCGUCCGAUACAUCGUACCGCUGAUGGCGGCAGCCAUGGCUUCGAAGUGGGUUGGUGAUGCGUUGGGCAGACAGGGCAUCUACGAUGCACACAUAGCGCUUAACGGGUAUCCGUUCCUGGACAGCAAGGACGAAUUCCAGCACACAACGCUAGCGGCGGACGUGAUGCAGCCAAAACGCAAUGAAACGCUAGCGGUGAUCACUCAGGACUCGAUGACGGUGGACGACAUCGAGACCCUACUCAAAGAGACUGAACACAACGGCUACCCGGUGGUUGUGUCUAAGGAGAAUCAAUAUUUGGUUGGCUUCGUGCUGCGAAGGGAUCUUAAUCUAGCGCUAGCCAACGCACGACGCAUCAUCGACGGUAUCACUGGCCAAUCGCUGGUCAUAUUCACCUCGGCCCAGCCGGUCCAAAACCUUGGCCCGUCGCCGUUGAAGCUGAAGAAAAUCCUCGACAUGGCACCGAUCACCGUCACGGAUCAGACACCGAUGGAAACGGUGGUCGACAUGUUCCGGAAGCUGGGCCUGAGGCAAACCUUGGUUACCCACAAUGGGCGACUGCUCGGUGUAAUAACCAAAAAAGAUGUCCUGAGGCACGUCAAACAGAUGGACAAUGAGGACCCGAAUACUGUUUUGUUUAACUAAGCGCUUAGCUCUAUUUAUAAUGAUAUAUAGAUAUAUAGAGAUAUUAUGCCGGCCUCCAUCCUUGUCUUCUCCUGCCCCGUAUCACCCGAUCCUGUGCUGUUGAGUGCGAUGUAGGUAACUUCGGAGCCUUUAACACACACCAGCAUGCUUACAAUCCUAUAACGAACGAGAUGAUGAUUUUUGUUUUUCAAAAUUUGGAAAAGCACCGUGCAAUAUGCUCCACUUCGGGUUUGUUUGUUUGGGCCCAAAAGCAAAAGCAAACGAUCGAGCGCAAUAAUAUUUGUUCCGGAAAGCAAUAGCAGCUACUAAUUAUUUAUACUCAUCUCAACAAGCAUUACUUUUUUGUGAUUAUACCCUUCGCGCUAGUAGUAGCAAGAAUAAGGAGAGGGAGAGAGAGGCAGUAUCCAGUACGAAGUUUAUAUACAAUGUGUCCAAUCGUCCGAGAAAAUAUCAUAAACUGUGGAGAGAACGCUGACGCUGAGAUUCCGAGCUCUGAGGCUGCAUUGUCUCUCUCGCCCAGAACCUUAUGAAGUAGCCGGUAUCGUUAUAUAAUUUUUUAAACAACGUGCAAUCUAACCGAGGGCGAUAAGUGCUGAACACAAAACAUACACAAACACACACACACACAACUAGGCAAAUUACAUUAUUACUCAUGUGAAAACGAUCGUCUCAUCGAACGUUACGGUGCGGUAGGAACAACAAGGAAAGGGGGGGGGGGGGGGGUAAUGGAAGGAAAAGAGUGUAAGAAGCAGACGGAAGCAACAUUAUAAUAAAAUUGUAUAUUUAUGUAAUAAAACAAUUUUCUUGUAAAAAA
Anopheles stephensi (Asian malaria mosquito) is the source of this 4603-nucleotide messenger RNA. RefSeq names its product H(+)/Cl(-) exchange transporter 3 (gene ClC-c). NCBI's taxonomy places the organism in Eukaryota, Metazoa, Arthropoda, Insecta, Diptera, Culicidae. The record is from RefSeq and is a predicted model, not a curated record. Gene Ontology annotation, cellular component: synaptic vesicle; membrane; early endosome. Gene Ontology annotation, biological process: chloride transport; transmembrane transport. The coding region runs from base 1096 to 3789 and encodes 897 amino acids. Gene Ontology annotation, molecular function: voltage-gated chloride channel activity. The transcript has 12 exons.